UGAUGAUGAUGAUGAUGAUGAUGAUGAUGAUGAUGAUGAUGAUGAUGAUCAAAAUAAACCAAUGAAAAGUGAUAGAAAUCGCACGAUUCAUAGUGAUGGAUCGUCUAAGUCGUUGUCUCGACGAAAACCAUGUCAUCCCUUGUCAUCACGGCGAUCCCAGGCCAUCUUAAAUCACUCGUCCAUUACUACGCUCUUUUCUUCAUCCGUCGACUCGACUCCCAAGUUUGUCUCAAGUCAUUCAUCCAUUACCUGUUAUAGUGAAUCGAACACGAUCAGUCCUACAAAGACGAAGAUGCUUUUUUCUUCAUCUACACACUCGACUCCACAGUUAACCUUUGAGCAGUCGUCCACAACUUUUUCAUGUAGCGAAUGGAACAAGAUCAGUCCUACGACGACGAAUCUUUUCGUUUCUUCGUCUACUCACUCGACUCAAGGUUGCUGUUCGGGAGGCUUAAGUGGUAAUAAGUUCGAGAAAGGAGUUCUGUCUUGGCCAGCCACUCCAGUCGGUAAACGCGCAAACGUCUCUUGCGUCUAUAACGACAAUGGAAGUGCAAUAGCGUAUAGAUGGUGUUUAUUUAAUGAGACCUCGGGAAAAAAGCGCUGGGGUGAUGUUCACGAUGAGGAAUGCUCAGUUUUAAAGAAGAAAGCGGUGGCUGAGCUUGUUAAGAUAAAAGUGACCACGAAGAAUGAAAAGGAGAUAGCGGUGAUGUUUGAUUACGCUACAUCAUUGUCUAAAGCUAAUGCAACUGUUGAUCUUGUCAAGGAUGGUGCAGAACUCCUGGAAAUUCUCGUGAAGAAUGCCACUAAUUUGACCAAUAUCAGAGAAGAUUUGUUGAGUUCGGUAAGCAACGUUAUGGAUGCAGAGGAAAGUGUUCUGGCGAAAGCAAAUGAGGAACAUCGAUCCACAAUGAAGAUGCUGAAGAAUGUUGAUUUACUAUUGGAUAAUAUCAAUCUCCGAGGGCAGAAGUUCGUACGCGAGAAUUAUACGAAUUUAGUAGUGGAAGCAUGGGAUGUAGCGAAUACAUCAAAGAAUCUCACAUUCACAAGCGAUGGGGAUGGUGUUGUGUCAUCAGUAAAGCUUCCCGGUUCACUUCUGAAAGGCUUUAAAAAGGAGAAGAGAAUAACUUUUGUUAGCUAUGCGAACGAUAAUUUCUUUCCAAUGAAAGGCGCUCCCGCAAAGAAGAAGAUCAUCAACAGUCAAAUUGUUUCCUCUAAUAUCAAGGGUACAUCAGUGAAGAAUCUGUCCGACCCCGUCGUCAUCGAAUUCAAAUUAAAAAAUCGUAGCCUCACGGAAAACAGUACGUGUGUCUUCUGGGACUUCGAGGGAGAUAAUGGUAGUGGAUCUUGGUCUGCCAAUGGUUGUGUUUACGAGAACUUGGGAGGUGGUCGAUCACGCUGUAGUUGCGAUCACCUUACGCAUUUUGGUAUUUUAGUGGAUCUUUCUCCGUUGAAUGAACCACCCCCCACUGAUCUUCUUAUUUUGGAGGCCAUCACCUUCACUGGAUGUUAUUUAUCUCUAACUGGUUUGGUCCUUACCUUAUUAACCUUAUUAUCGUUCAAAAAAUAUCGCCAUGGCUUGAGUGGUCAAAUCCUUAUGAAUUUAUGUGUUGCUCUGAUUUUCUCGCUUCUUGUCUUCGUUGUUGGAAUUAAAGAAGAACAAAACGAAACCGUUUGUAUUGCUGUGGCGGUUUGCCUGCAUUACUUUGUGUUAGUCGCUGUAUUGUGGAUGGGCAUCGAAGCACUUCACAUGUUUAUCAUCAUUGUGCUGGACCGCGUUCACGAGGAGUUUGGGAAGAGAUUCGUCAUCAAAUGUGCUGUUGCUGCUUGGGGGCUACCUUUGCUUAUUGUCCUCACCGCUGCAUUAGUCAAAGACGAUGAUUACAGAAAUGAGCGAUACUGUCGUGUGCACGGAAAUUCAUUUUACGUCGCAUUUUUGGGACCGACCGUGAUUGUUCUUGUAUUCAACAUUGUAAUAUUUGUAAUGGUAGUCAAAGCGCUGUUGAGCGCUCGCUUUCCAAGCAGCAAUCGCCAUAAGGAGAGGAUCGUGCUUUUUCGUCGUGUGCUCGGAAUCGCAACGGUGUUUGGGAUCACGUGGAUAUUUGGUGUACUUGCGAUUGGAAAUCUAAAACUUGUUUUUCAAUAUUUAUUUUGCAUCGCCAACAGCUUUCAAGGAUUUGUAAUAUUUAUUGUGUACUGUCUAACGGACAGAAAAGUCCGCGAGAAACUGGUGCGGACUUUGUGCCUUCUACCGGAUACAAAUCAAAAUGACGUGAUGACGUCAACAACGACAGCGCGUCCUAACGACUUAAGCGUGAUCGAAAGUAAUCUAUCUGAUGGCUCCCGGCAAGGGUUAGGAACAUGGCCGAUCUCUGGUUCUUUAUAUCCUGGUGUUAUGCCUGGAAUGAAGGAAAUAAGCCAGUCUUCAAAAAGUCGACCAAGUCUCACGAGAAAUACCUUUGGUAGAAAAGAUGCAUUUGACGAAGAACACGAGUCCGAUGUUCAUGGUUAUAUGUUGUAUACCCAACCAAGCUACCAGGUAAAUGUUGGUCGUGACCGCAAUGAGUUAUGGGAUUAUGAACUGAACACGUUUGACCAGCGUUAUGACUAUUAUAAUGAGUCCGCUGCCUACAUGUCCGUUGAUAGUGAAUUUUGCGGCGACAAACUUGUCGAAUCGACGUUAUGUCAGCUUGAACGAAGUGGGGGCGAGUCUUCUUUGCAAAGUGCCAACUCCGUCGUGUUCUUCGACAAUGGGAAAAAAGUCGAAGUUCCUAGACGCCCCGAGCUCAACCAUGAUUAUUGUUCUAUAGAUGAGAUAAAAGGAGAUCCGUUGUGCAUUCAAAGAACAUAUGGUCCUAGUGUAUAUGCGAGAAAGAACCAUGAUCGUCGAGUCUUUAGUUUUCAUGAAAAGUCUCUAAAUACAACACAAAACUCUGUUAGGAAUCCUAAUGCUUUGGGAAAGAGGUUUGUUCAGUCAGAGAAAAGGACGAAAUCAAGGAGUAACGCUGUUUCUUUUUCAGAGAAACACUUAAAACCUCCCAAGAGCAAAGACGAACGAUGGAGUGACGUGCUUCACUCUCCUCGCUUAAAAACUCGUCCUCGACCCACGGGUGUCUCCGAGGGCAGCGAACAUAACACAUAUAUGUCACGUGCUAGACACGAGUCACUCAGGAAAUUUACUCAAGGUGAUGGAGAGAACGCAGGGUUUUCGUUUGACGAGCAAGAUGUUGCUCCUGCUUCUACGGUGAGCGUGCAAUCGCCGGCUCUGGCCACUGAUGACGUAGAAGAAAAAUAUUACUCGAAUUACGAUAAUGAAAUCGAUUUAGAAAACGAGAUUUCCGUUAAUUUUAUCGCUGCCGCCGAUUCUAAAAAAGCCAGAGGUUUAGCACUCCGCACUUGUGGAGAUGGUCAAAGUGAGCAGAAUCUUCAACAAAGCUCUGGAUCUAGCACAUCAGAAACUUCAGGAAGUUCAGUUGAUAGUUCUUUACGAUUGAGUGAGUUGCCUUUCGACUCAGGCUUCAGGAUCAGGACCGUUGGGUCCCACAGUCAAACCACAUUUUCAGAUACCGUUAGCACUGAUGGUACAGACCGAGUAAGUUACAUCACCAAUUUUUAAAAAUUGUUGCACAAUCUGUGCAGGUGCAACAACUGAGAAUCGACUUUGCAAGUGAACAUGCAAAGUACAAAUCUUGCCGUUAUUGGUUGUUUACUUGAUCAUUUUAUGACAUAGGCACGAUAAAAACUCAUGAUGCGCUAUGUGGUCUGUAGGUACAUUGUUAUCUGUAACAUAAGUUUCUUCAAGCUUUCAUAAGAAAUAGUCGAUUACCGGAAGAAAAAUUGAUGCUUUAGAAAACAUGCUAUGUAAAUACCAGUUAAUUGCAAACACUGCGUCCAGUGUGAAGAGGUUUUUGUAGAGAAAUUCACCACUGUAUAAAAUUAUUGUUACCCAAGAAAUUUACACUAAAUAUGGAAGUCUUCACAA
This is a messenger RNA of Xenia sp. Carnegie-2017, 3979 nucleotides long. RefSeq names its product adhesion G protein-coupled receptor L3-like. Gene Ontology annotation, biological process: cell surface receptor signaling pathway; adenylate cyclase-activating G protein-coupled receptor signaling pathway. The transcript is spliced from 11 exons. NCBI's taxonomy places the organism in Eukaryota, Metazoa, Cnidaria, Anthozoa, Malacalcyonacea, Xeniidae. The record is from RefSeq and is a predicted model, not a curated record. Gene Ontology annotation, cellular component: membrane. Gene Ontology annotation, molecular function: G protein-coupled receptor activity. Bases 62 to 3613 code for a protein of 1183 amino acids.